Messenger RNA from Dendrobium catenatum, 2960 nucleotides. RefSeq names its product protein RST1. The record is from RefSeq and is a predicted model, not a curated record. Gene Ontology annotation, biological process: regulation of post-transcriptional gene silencing. NCBI's taxonomy places the organism in Eukaryota, Viridiplantae, Streptophyta, Magnoliopsida, Asparagales, Orchidaceae.
AAAUAAUUUCUCAUAGUGGGCACCAAAUAUUUCUUCAGUCCUUUCCGGACGCUGCGGAAAUGGACAGUACGUACGCCGCUCUCCUCGAGAAAACUCGCUUGCCCCAGCCUUCCUUUCAGCGUUUCGCCGUCGUCUCCCUCUUCCGCCGCCUCGAGUCAUCCCUCGGAGUCCUUGGCCCAAACUCCGCUGUAUGUCACGAUGCCAUCUCUCAGUGCCUCCGCUCCCCUUUUGCUGCCGUCGUCGAUCAGGCCGUUCACGAGCUCUGUCGUCUUGUCGCCGUCGGCGAUCGCCUUUCCAUUUCUGUCGCGCUUAUCGAGAUGCAGUCUGCCCUAGAGGGAUGCGAGAAGCGUUUCGCCCCCGUCUUUGUGAAGGGGAUUGGCUUCCUCUGCCGCUUCGCUUUCUGCAUUGAUUCUUCCUGGGGCCGUCGUUUUGAGCUCGUAGACCUACACCCAUUUGUCAAGGUUCUUUCUUGCUGCAAGGAAUCACAUGAAGAGCUUAUUGAACAAGUUUUGUUGUUCAUUGUUCGUAACAAAUAUCUUGGAAUUAAUGAGGUUGUGAGGUUCUUGAGGCCAUUUAUUGUGUUUUCUAUGAUUUGGAAGUCUUCUUCUGCUUGUGUAUAUUUCUUUUCGAGGAACUUGAUAUCAGCUAUUGCAUCACUGUCAUGUUCAUUUCCAUUGGAAGCAAUCAGCAUUUUGAAGCUCCUCACAGAUUGCUUGAAGUACUUGCCUUUAACAAACCAAGAGGAAUUUCUGUACAUUGUAACUUCUGCUGAACAAAUUGUGGAUGCUUUUGUUGUCGUCUUGCAACAAACAGUUGGCAUUGAGAAGGAUGUGGCAACUGAUGCUCGAAAGUGUAGUGUAGAGGUUUUGUGCAUGCUUCUAUCGAUUUGUGCUUCCUUCCAUAGAAAAGCUCUGGUACAAGUUGAGCCUGUUAUUGAGAUCUCAAGGCAUUUGCUGGUGGCCCAAAAGGAGCUUGGACUGUGCUAUGCUUUUGAAUUUGUGAAUGUAGUUGUCUCUGCUUCUGUAAUCCUCGCUCAGGUGGAGUUUGAACAUGAUCAACUUUCUGUUCUAAAGCUUCUAAUACUUCUAAUGGAAUGGAAAACAGAAGAGUUGAGUACCAAAAGAGCUUCAUGCUCUCUCGGUGAAGAGCUUCUCAUAGUUUUCCCUGUUAUCAACCUUUUAUCGUCUCCAUCUAAGCCUGUUAGAGCAGCGGUCACUCAUUUGCUUUCACUAGCUGAAAGUUUUGUUUUAAAUUUCAUGAGUGUUUUGAAAAAAACAGAAGUUUCUUUCACCGACUGCCCCAUUCUGAUUGAAGCGGAGACUAUUCCUUUGAGGCUUCUCCAUCAUCUUUUCACUCAGGGCCAACAAUUGCCAUAUAGUUCCUAUUUCUUUUUGUUUACUAGUGAUAAGAUCACUUGUGACAAUGAAAAAUACUGUGGACCAUUAUACUGGACGUCAUGGUUAAGGGAGCAUCUAUUAACUAUUGAGAGGGAGAAAACUACAUUUCCUCAAUCAUCAGAAAGCCAUUAUGAAGGGGUGAAUAUAUUGCUAGGCUCAAUAGCUUACAGUUUAGUUAUAUCUCCUGCUUUUGACACAUCUGCAGUUGAUCCCCUCGUUGCCCUUGGUGUUCAGAACCCUAAACUGGGCAUGACAAUGUUUCAAGCUGCUCUCUUCUAUAUUAAUAUUCUAUUGAAAUUUGAGAGAAAUUCUUCAAAAAUACUUCUCAAUCUUCUGGAAGUGCUUCCAUCUCUGGCUUCUAACUCUGCCAUGGUGAAAAUUAUUGUGCAGACAAUUUUACCUAUGCUUCAUAAAAAUGCAAAACUAUCACUGCAUGCUGUGGCCAUUCGUUUGCUUUGUAAGACUUGGGUCGUUUCUGAUAGGGUAUUUCAGCACUUGCAAGGUGUUCUGAGUCCAAAGACAUUAUCAAAUUUUGAGAGUGUCAGGGAGAUUUGUGUUAGUGUAGCUGCUUCAGUUCGUGAUGUUUGCAAGGACAAUCCGGACAGGGGUGUUGACCUCAUACUUUCUGUGUCGUCAUGCAUUGAGAGUGAUGAUUCCGCUGUGAAAGCUCUUGGCCUGCACAGUCUUUCUUCGCUCUGUGAAGCUGAUGUUGUUGAUUUCUAUACAGCAUGGGAAGUUGUUGCAAAACAUGUCAACACUUACACUGAAGAACCUGUUGUUGCAGCUAGCUUGGUCACUCUAUUGCGAUGGGGUGCAUUGGAUGUGGAAACUUAUCCUGAUAUUGCUAGGAUUAUUAUGCUAAUAUUAUGGGAAGUUGGAACGUUGAGGAGUUAUUCUUCUGGGUGCUUGUGGGUGAAAGCAAGAACAAUUGCAUUCCAGUCCAUGAUGCAUUAUGAGAUUGUUAAGUUUCAGGAAAUUAUUCCUGAAUUUAAGGAAAAGAUUUUGCAAUGCCUUCUUAAUGAGUGUAAUGCUGAAGUUCUUGAGGCAAUGGAGGAAUUUGAAAUCAAGAUAAUCAAUUUUGAGCACACAAACCGGCGCAGAGCACUCAAAGAGAGAAGACCUUUGGGGUACAAAGUUGCAAAAUUGCUGGAUGUUUUUCCUCAGGCUUUGUUCUCACCAGGAAAUCUUAAUGUAAAUGCAAUAGAGUUUCCUGGUGCUGCUCUGUUAUCUUAUGUUUUCACCCCCAAAGAACUGCAGGGCUCAUCAAAUGACGUCCCAAGAAUUCAUGCAUUAUUUGAGAAGGCACUAAUAGAAAUAGCUGAAUCACUUCCGCUAUCAAGAAAUAUAUUAAUUGCACUUCUUACACUAGAGUCAUGGAAAGCAUUUAUUCAACAAUGGAUCAAGGCUUUGGUGGCAUCUUCUGAUGUAAAAAGUUCAUCAAGUGAGUUGGAUAACGAAUUGCAGAGUGCUGGUGACAUACUGAAGAUAUGUCGUAAAGUUGCUGAGGAGGCAGUCCCUCAAGUUUCUAUAAACGCAGCUUUGGCAAUUGGUGCACUCUGUUUG